This is a messenger RNA of Peromyscus maniculatus bairdii (prairie deer mouse), 618 nucleotides long. The record is from RefSeq and is a predicted model, not a curated record. Lineage: Eukaryota; Metazoa; Chordata; Mammalia; Rodentia; Cricetidae.
AUGGAGUAUGUGUUCCAUGAGAAGGAAUUGAGUAGUGAAGAGGUGGCGGGUCACCCUGUCACACUGUCAUGUACUUACUCACCAUACAGAGGGAUCACUGCCACUUGUUGGGGCCGACAGGCUUGCUCCUAUGGAUACUGUGUCACCUAUCAGAGGAGCAGCCGAUACCAGCUAAAGGGGCAUAUUUCAGGAGGAAACGUGUCCUUGACAAUAGAGAAUGCUGUUCAGAGUGACAGUGGUCUGUAUUGCUGUCGAGUGGAUGUCCCUGGACAUCAGAUAGUGAACUUUUCCUUGGAUGUUAAACCAGAAAUUCCCAGAAGUCUUCCAACAAGACCCACAACUACAUGGAGACCCACAACUCCAGGAAAGCCCACAACUCCAGGAAGGCCUACGACUAUUUCAAUAAGACCCACACAUGUACCAACAUCAUCCCGAGUCUCCACUUCUAGUUCUACAACACCAGCACAUACACAAACUCACAUAGCAGAACCCACUACGAUUUAUCCACAUCAGACAACAGCUGAGGUGACAGAAACCCCAUCCUACACUCUUGCAGAUUGGAAUUACACUGUGACAUCCUCACAUGAGUUUUACAGUAAUUACACUGAGCUGAAAUAA